AUGCUUCACCUGGCCCCCGAGUUGGCCGACAUCGCGCACAAUCGCGCUCUGGCGGAGCAGGGACUCGCCCGCGCUGCUGCCAUGGGCGCUCAGUGGGUGAUAACCCCGGAAUUGUUCGUCACCGGCUACAAGUUCGCUGAGAUGAUCGGCACGGACUGGAUACUUCCCCAGCCUGACGAUUGGAUGCAGGCCUUCUGCGGGCAGGUCCGUGAGCACGGCGUCACGGUGUUCCUUUCCCAUCCCGAACGGGACCCUGAAGCCGGAUUGAUGUACAACACGGUUUUCGUUAUCAGUUCCGAUGGUCGCAUCAUCGGCCGCCACCGCAAGGUCAAGGCCCUUCGCGGCCCCGAGGCUUGGUCCUCCCCCGGCGAAGAAAUCGUCCCCAUCGAUUGCGACGGGACCGCCGUCGGCGUCGUGAUCUGCGCCGACGCCUACCUCAACGACGUCGCGGGCAUUCUGAAAGACCGCGGUGCGCAGAUCCUCGUGUCACCCGCAUCCUGGGGCCCCGGCGACUGUGGCCCGGUCGGAGAGUGGGAACAGCGAACCCUGGACACCGGUCUGCCCAUAAUGGUGUGCAAUCGUUCCGGCUGGGAGGCAGACGACCUCGACUUCAACGAGGCCGUCAGCGUCGUCGCGGUAAACGGCAAGCGGGUGCUUCAGGCCUUUUGUGGAGAGGAGUCGGCCAUCCUGCUGUUUGAUUGGGACUUGGACACCAUGGCUCCCGUCUCCACCGAUUACGAAAUCGCCUGGCUGUAG
Molecule: messenger RNA, 756 nt
Organism: Geodia barretti
Lineage: Eukaryota; Metazoa; Porifera; Demospongiae; Tetractinellida; Geodiidae
Source: the annotation of a GenBank genome assembly